ACUAGGAAGAUAGGUGCCAAGAAUCAUAACUUCACUACUUUUCCCUUAAUACUCGUCAAAGCCUGUGCAGCAUCUAGAUGAGGGUGCUCAGUGAAAACCAUAACUUCCAUCUUUCUAAAUAAUGCACAUCAGAAUCAACUAUUGCAAAGCCUGUGUGUGGCACUAAAAUGGUUCUACAUGGACUUUUCGCUAUGUAAAGAAGAUGGAGAUGAAGAAAUAAUCAAUCGAAAUUCUCAAAUUUUUUAAAGUGAAAGCUAUAUGAUGUAACCAACUGUAUCUGAGGGAAAAUGAGACUUCCGAUCAUAUAUAAUUUGGAUAAAGGACUUAGUAAUGGUACUACUAGUAGCAUCAAAGGAAUUCUUACCAGUGCAAAUUUGAUUUCGGCAUCUUUUCUGGGUGUAUUCUGUCUGACUUGUGAUCGACUUGCUCAGACCGCUGCAUGUCGAAGGAACAGAGUCUUUGCAGCGCUUCUUGAUAAUUUUACCCAUGGUAUAAUUGGUUCAUGGACAUGGGCAGUAGUUCUAGGUGGAAACCUCAACAGUACCAAGAAUUUACGUCAAAUAAUAUUGGCUGGCAUCCUUGCUAGUUGCAUGGAUGUCGACCAUUUUCUUGCAGCACGGUCUAUUCACUUGAAGGAUGCGACAUCACUUCAGCAGCGACCGUUGUUUCACAUGACCACGUUGAUACCUGUAAUAGCUAUUAUCAGCGAGAUUAUCAUCUGUGCAAGUGGACUUCAUCGACUUCACUACUUUCCAUACCUUUUUACUCUCUCCUGGUUUUCACACCACAUUAGGGAUGCAACACGGAGGGGUCUGUGGCUAUGGCCAUUUGGGAGCACCCCACCUGUACCAUAUGGUAUGUAUAUAGGAUUAACCUUGGUAUUACCAUUUCUCAUAGCAAUAUUGAUGAGUAUUACAGGGUCACCUAUUCAUGCUGUUGAGUUGCACAGGGUUCUACAUCGUGUAGGGGGAAUCCAGCAGGUAUAACCAAUAUUAAUAUAUAUUGUAGACCUCAGGUGGAGUGGUUCAGCUUCAGUAUAGCAGUGGAGGUGCCAGUGGUAAUCCAAUGGACAAAGUAUCCCCUACUGUAUGGUAGAUGCCCUGGUUUCAAUUACUUUUAUAAUACAGUAGUACUAAAAUAGGCCACAUAAUGCAGUAGUUGGUAAAGCAUACAGUAGUACAUGCUGUUUUCUAGAUGUAAUGAGUAAAGGCCCUUGCAGGUAUACGCUAACUCAUUCGAAAGUGUAGGGAACUUUCAUUGACCAAAGGGGCAAGAACCUUGUGCCUCUAUGCAAGUUUUGUUGCGUGCACCCUCAUACUAUCAUCAAGGUUUUUAUACAAAAAGACAUGCAUGCUACUGCACCUGAUAGCAAAUAAUUAUAAUAAUAAUUAUUUGUCUAAACUAUAAUGUAUAUUUGCUAUCAGGUGCAGUGGCAUGGAGGUAUCUAUACCUCCAUUGAGUUAAUCAAAUUUUAAGGUGCUGCCCUGUCUGACUGAAAUUAAUGUCGUGGGAUUUUUCAUUUGACUGCUACAAUCACCUACUACAUGUCUUACCGACACUUCUCUGGCUGAACCCAGAGGACUUCAGUUCUUUGAUCCGUCUGGACAUUCUCUUCUGAUAAGACCAACUUUUUGCAGCCGUGCAUCUCACCUCUUCUACACUCUUCCCUUGAAUGACUCUCAAAACACUUACAUUCUACAUUAAUUGACCUAUAAUAGGUCCAUGUUCCCAGUUAGAUUCUUUGAAUACUUUGUUGAUUUGAUUGGAAGCAGUGUUGUCAGUCUGAUCUUCAGACAGAUUCUAUCAUGUCUCACCUUAAUCAAACGGCCAAUGAGCUGUUUUGUUUUAAACAAGCCAUGAGUAAACCUCAUUACAGGGAUGUAUGUAAACAAAAUACAUAUGCAGACGCAGCAGGAUUUACAGGGAGUCGGUCAACAUCUAUAAGAUGAAUGCUGAUGAAUGCAUUUAUUUGGUCCAAUAUACAUUAAUAUAAAAAUAUAUUAGAAAAUUGUCUAAACUACAAAUUUAAAGUUAAAAAAUAUGAAAUAUCAAGACAACACAGAAUCAUCAAAUAGGACAACAAAGAAUAAUCAUAAUAAGAAUAUCAAAAAUACUAGUACAUAUAAAUUUUUCUAAGACUGCCCAUUUUUACACCUUUUCCUCCCAGUUUUAAAAUAUUCAAAAAUCUGUAUCUCAUUCACCAUUACCCAGAUUUUCAUCAAACAACUUUUUUUUCUGUCUUAGAAAAAUCAGUUUUACAACAUAUCAAAAAUAUUUUUCCCUCUGGAGUCUGACUUUAAAUGACUUGGGGAACCCUCUUUUGUCUUGUCACUAUCCCAUCGAUCGUUUGAGCGAUUUAAAAGCCAACAAUAAUUUUAACCUGAACAUUAUUUUCAUGAAUGACCCUCUCCAUCCCUAAAGAAGAAAAAGAUGCUGACUAUUUACACUUUUUUUCCAGCUAAAAGCACCCUACAGGGUCGGAUCCACAGAUGUCCGAAAAGGGGGGGGGCGAGAAAGUGGGACCUAUCGUGAUAAUGCCACCAUCUUUUUUGUUUUGUAGACACCCAAAAGUAACCUCUGAGGUGUUUUGGGCGAUCAGUUUUUUCUUUUUCUUUUUUUUUUUUUUGACUUUCCAAAAUCUGGAUUUUUUUUAUAAUGUUAGUUAUUUUUAUACCUCCCUGGUUAAAGCAGGUAAGAUAGGCAUACUGGUAAAGAAUAUGGUAGAAAAUGGAUUAUACAAUACAUGAUAAAAUUUGAUGGAUGGAGACUUCUUAUUCGUGUCGUAUUGACUUAUUUUAAUGAUUAAAAUGGUCAGGAGUUUAUAAUACUUUUAUUCCAUUGUUUAGUGAACAUAUACGUGUUUGUAUUAGCUGCAAAUACUGAAGGUUCCACUUUUCUAUACUCUGCUGCUCCUUUUGCUGUAGUGUACUAACGUAAUUUGAAUAAUGAAUUCUCAUAUGUGUUGCUUUUGUAGCGUGA
Molecule: messenger RNA, 2979 nt
Organism: Anneissia japonica
Lineage: Eukaryota; Metazoa; Echinodermata; Crinoidea; Comatulida; Comatulidae
Product: transmembrane protein 267-like
Exons: 3
Coding region: 288-986 (232 amino acids)
Source: RefSeq, a predicted model, not a curated record